Messenger RNA from Cordyceps fumosorosea ARSEF 2679, 1590 nucleotides. RefSeq names its product Zinc finger, RING/FYVE/PHD-type. The coding region runs from base 1 to 1590 and encodes 529 amino acids. The transcript has 3 exons. The record is from RefSeq and is a predicted model, not a curated record. Lineage: Eukaryota; Fungi; Ascomycota; Sordariomycetes; Hypocreales; Cordycipitaceae.
AUGGUGCGUUCCGGUCGCGCAACCGCGCUCGCGGCGCUCGCCUGCAGCGCGGUCUAUUCCGCGGCGGCGGCCUCGGAUGGAAUCUCGACGACGUCACCGCAGACCGACACGCCCGACUGGCUCGCAAACGAAAGCCUAUCGCUAACGCUCGUCAACUCGGCCACUCCGGGACUGCAAUAUCCGGUGCUGCCCUCGACCAGCAACAUGGGCUUGAACGAAUCAGCCAAUAUCGGCCGGACCAUGAACAUCCAGGGUGACAUUACUCUCGUGGACCAGAAUAACUACUACCAACUCUCUGGGCUGCGCCACAUAGCGUACCUGUGCUGCGAUAACGCCGACAAGCAAGACAAUUUCAACAUCAGCCCCAACAAGAUGCUCAAUCAGCUUAUGGGCGCAAACCUGUCCGCCAUCAUCCUCUACUCGGCCACUACAAACUGGUGUUCCUUUUCUCCAAACAAUGGGCCUUCGUACUCGAGCAUCGUCACCAUGGCGGACAAGGGCGACGCCGCCGACGUCCUCGCACACAUCACAGGAAAGCCGAGCAAUCAGACGCUAUUUGUAUCCAUCAAGGGCAACACAACCGCCACACCUGACCCGGCUGGAGAUGACCGCGGCCACUCGACUGUUGCCAUGAGCGUGCUCUAUAGCAUAACAGGUCUGAUCACGCUACUCUUCCUCGCCAUCAUCAUCACCGGCACUGUGCGCGCUCAUCGCCACCCUGAGCGAUACGGGCCUCACAACGGCUUCGGUCGCCGGCCCAGGCAGAGCCGCGCCAAGGGCAUCGCUCGUGCAGUACUGGAAACGCUACCCAUUGUGAAAUUCGGCAACGAUGACCACGCAAAACCCGACCCAGAACUGGAGCUAGAGCCAACUGUGACACAGAAUGGUGAGCAUGCAGCGAAUGCCGUUGCCGCGGGAGGGCUAGGCAGCGGAGCGCCAGAGAGUACUGCAAAGAAGGGGACGGCAAAGGAGAACGACGAGAGGAGUGGCGAGUCAUCAGGACCGAACACGGACGCGGAUGCUGGCCAGACACACACCCAAGAGACCGGCAUAGCUGAACCUGCUAGUGCACAGGACAGCUCCGAUCACGGAGACGACCAACUUGGCUGUUCCAUUUGCACAGAAGACUUUAAUGUUGGCGAGGAUGUGCGAGUCCUGCCUUGUAAUCACCAGUUCCACCCAGGCUGUGUCGAUCCAUGGCUAGUUAAUGUCUCUGGCACCUGUCCUCUCUGCCGCUACGAUCUUCAGCCUGGCCGCCAUGCGGGAGCGCUGGCAGCCGAUCCCUCGCUCGAGCUGCCACCGCCCCUGGCACUCGAGGCCGAGGACAACGAGUCGACAGCAUCAUCCUCGCGCCACAGGGCAUCGCGCCUGUUUGAUUUGCACCGGCUGCGGCAUGUGUCUCCGCAGGAGCGCAUCGCGGCGCUCCGUGAGAUGCGACGGCGGCAUGACGCACCACACGACGAGGAUGGGGAGGCGCAUGGCGAGGCUCCCAGCGACGGGGCCGAACAGGGCGAGGAAAGCGGACGCGCCACGCGCUUGGCUGCGAAACUGCGCGACAAGUUCCGCAUCCGGACCAGGGCUCAGACAUGA